Lycium ferocissimum is the source of this 1971-nucleotide messenger RNA. Its product is annotated as receptor-like protein Cf-9 homolog. NCBI's taxonomy places the organism in Eukaryota, Viridiplantae, Streptophyta, Magnoliopsida, Solanales, Solanaceae. The transcript has a single exon. Bases 912 to 1418 code for a protein of 168 amino acids. The record is from RefSeq and is a predicted model, not a curated record.
GAUUUCUUUGGAUUGAAAUUCGUAUAAUAUUUCCAAGUUAAAAUUCAGAUUAUCAAAUUAAUUUUCUAAAAAAUGUAUAGCCUCUUUGAGAAGACCUACAAGACUUGGACCCCUUUUAACAUCCACCUCUACUGUAUAUAUGUCUCAUUAAUUUUGAUUUGGGACCAAUACAAAGCGCCGUUUGUUAAGGAUAUCUUUCUUUCUUAAAAAAAUUGGCUAUGGUACCUCUGAUUUCUACUACUAGUAGUAUCUUUCUUUCUCUGUCUACUUGCUUUUUCUUCAUUGGCACCUCAACCAUGCCGUGAAGAUCAAAGUCUUGCCCUUAUAAGAUUCAAGCAAACGUUUACUGCUGGGAAAUCUCACGCAAAAAUGAGUUCAUGGAAUAUGAGCAGAGAUUUCUGCUUAUGGGAUGAAGUCAAAUGUGAUGAGAUGACCGGCAAUGUGAUUGAACUUGACCUUGGUUGCAGCGCUUACUUGCAGGGAAGAUUGAUCCCAAUAGCAGACUAUUCCAACUUUCUCAUCUCCAAAGGCUCAAUCUUUCUAGGAAUGUCUUCUUUCCUUCGAAAAUAUCCUAAAUUUGGCAGGUUUUCCAACUUGACACAUCUUGAUCUUUCCUACUCCUUUUUCACUAGUCGAGUUCCUUAUGAAAUCUCUCAUCUUUCUAAAUUGCAUUCUCUUUAUCUCAAAUCGUAUUUGGCUUUUAAUACUCUCAUACUGGAGCCUCACAAUUUUAAAGUGCUACUUCAGAAUUUGACCUAGUUAAUAGAGCUUGAUCUUACUGCUCUGGACAUCUCUUCGACCAUUCCUCUGAAUUUUUCUUCUCAUAUAACAACUCUGAGCCUUGACCAGUUAGGAUUGCAUGGGAUAUUACCUGAGAUAUCUUUCACCUGCCAAACUUGCAAGUUCUUACCAUGUCAGGCAAUUAUCAACUCGGUGGUUUUUUUCCAACAACCAUAUGGAACAGCAGUGCAUCUCUCAUGCAGUUAGAUCUCUCUAAAGUGAAUUUUUCUGGUAAUUUGCCUGAAUCCCUUGGCUAUCUAACUUCAUUGCAGUCCUUGACACUCUUUUUUUGUAAUCUCUUGGGACCUAUUCCAAAAUCGCUUUGGAAUCUUACUCGUAUAGUGUCGAUGGCCAAUUGCACAGAGUUGGAAGUUCUUGACUUAGGAAAUAAUAACCUGAAUGAUACAUUCCCUAUAUGGUUGGGGACUCUUCCAGAGCUACGAGUUUUAAUCUUGAGAUCCAAUAAAUUUCACAGACCCGUUAGAGCUUCAAGUAGUACAAGAUUGUUUCCUCAGCUUCAGAUGAUAGAUCUCUCUUGCAAUGCAUUUACAGCAGAAUUACCAACAAGUCUUUUUCAAGAUCUGAAAGGCAUGAGGAGAAUUGAUCAAACAAUGAAGGCACCAAGUGAUGGAGCGUAAACAUAUUACCAAGACUCGGUAACUGUUGUAACAAAGGGAUAAGAGUUUGAAGCUGUGAGGAUCUUGUCUUUGUACACCACUAUGGAUAUUUUAAGUAACAAAUUUGAAGGGCAUAUUCCGAGUAUGAUGGGAGAUUUCAUUGCACUGUGUGUGUUGAAUUUAUCUCACAAUGGGUUGCAAGGUCAUAUACCGACAUCAUUUGGAAAAUUAUCUGUAUUUGAAUCAUUGGACCUUUCAUUUAACCAGCUUUCGGGAGAGAUACUAGAAAUGCUUGCUUCUCUUACAUAUCUUGUAGUUUUAAAUCUCUCACGCAAUUAUCUUGAAGGAUCCAUCCUGAAAGGACCUCAAUUGGGUACAUUUGGGAAAAGUUCAUAUGAAGGCAAUGAUGGAUUACGUGGAUUCCCAGUUUCGAAAGAUUGUGGAAGUAGUCGGAGACAAGAGACAAACAAUGCGGGUGAAGAAAACGAUUCGUCAUUUCUGAGUGAACUCAGCUGGAAAGUGGUUCUUAUAGGAUAUGGUUGUGGACUAUCUAUUGGAUUCUCCAUAGCAUAUC